CUCAAUCAUGAUCAUCAGCCCCACGAUGCGCUUAAAAUUCCUUCGUGGCCAGGGCAUCGCAUGCGUACUGACAAUGGUUGUCGAAGCAAAGUCCCUCGAAUUCACGCGAUUUCCCUGCAGACGAUUCCCACGUCUCAGCGGUCUGCCAGCUAUCGGUUCAUUGUUGCCGGCCCCCAACCUCACAAUGUAGGAUAUUGCCUUGAGACUCCAAUUACCGCGGAUGCCUACGGGCUGUGUAGUUGACUUUUUGUGGCGAUCCGGACACGGUUAGGUUGCUUUUUCCUACGGCUGGAACACAGCCUCGUCUGAGCCUCAGCCUUCCUCCCAAUUCUUAUAUUCAAAUCUGCAUUGUGCCGUUGUCGCUUUCCCAUGGAAUACUCUCUAUUUUCCGAAAAUCGCUAAAAGCUAUGGAUCCCGAAUCUUUCGAAUCCGAUUUGCGGAAUUUGCGAUGCACCGAAGAGACGGAAGUGCAGUACUUUGACUCCCGUGAGGCAGCUGCGGGUGACAGCGUUCUGAAUGAGCAGGAACUCUUAUCCAAAAUUCCCAGCAUCGUAAGAAAGAUACUCGGAUACACAGAUAUGUACUAAUACAACCCCUAGUCCGGCCUCCUCGAGCAUACCCCAGCGCAAUCGUCAACAACUUCGGACGGGCAUGUUCCCUUCAUCUUGAUAACAGCAAACGGUGACCCAAAUAAAUUCAGACUCGGCACUGAAAAGCCACUCCGUAUUUCGACAACAGCCCUGAAAACCCUCGUUACUAGUGGCAUUCUCUCCC
Molecule: messenger RNA, 774 nt
Organism: Trematosphaeria pertusa
Lineage: Eukaryota; Fungi; Ascomycota; Dothideomycetes; Pleosporales; Trematosphaeriaceae
Exons: 2
Coding region: 408-587 (59 amino acids)
Source: RefSeq, a predicted model, not a curated record